GUUCCAUAUGUGCCAUCUGGUCGCAAUGUAUAUGUAUGUGGUCAGUUGAUGACGCUUCGAAUUCCAUAUCUACGAAAGGCCUUGACGAAAGGCUAGUCGUGCACAGGCGCGACCUCCUUGGACAUACAUGGACAUUGUACAUUUUGGCCUAUUCCAGUCGACAGCUGGAGUUUGCCCAGCAGCUUCUCUCGGAUUGUUGGAUUCUCAGACAGAUACAAGAUGGACGCUCCUUGCAUCUCAGGGACGGUUCCAAAACCUUACGUCACUGAGAAGGAGGUGGAGCAGCUGCUAGCUAGGCUCUACUCCCUCCAAGCUAUCCAGAUUAAAGAACUGCCCAGUUACGAAGACAGGACAUUUUUCUUGAGGACGGUACCCGACAAAGGGCUCAACGGACAGACCCAGUUCAUCCUAAAAGUCCUGAACGCUGAGAUAACCUCGCAGCUCCCCAGUGCCGUCGCAGUGCAGAUGGAGAUUUUGGACUACCUAAAGGGAUUUCCGCAGCUGAAAUGCCAGGUUCCAGUGACGACCAUGGAGGGCAAACUGCUAAGUUAUGAGAUGCUUAGGAAUGACUGGAAAAAUGGGGAUGGUGUGGUCAGACAUCAAGAUGCCUUGUCAGCAGUGCGAAUGUUCUAUUAUCUUCCAGGGCAAUCCUUGGACAAUCUGGCCCCAUUGCCACCCCCAUUCUUGUACAAAGUGGGUCAGCACAUUGGUCAUUUACAGCAGGUGUUACAGACUUUCCCGGGUGAUAUUGAGCCACUGAAACAGAAAGAGAAAGUGUUCUCGUGGUCGUACAGGAACUUGCUGCAUGUCAAACAGCACCUGGGCGUGGUGGAAGAUCCUAGGCAGAGGGCGCUGUUGGAAGAUGUGCUUGAAGUGUUUCGGAAGAACGUGGUUCCCAUACUAGGAGAGUUAAGGAAAGGCAUCGUGGUUCACGACUGUAACAACUUCAACAUAUUGACCACAGUAUGCGAAGCAGGAUGUAACACUGACCAAGCUGAAGAGAGGAUGACGCGUGAUUUCCAGAUCAGUGGCGUCAUCGACUUUGAUGAAACGAUGCACGCGGCGUUGGUUAAUGAGAUCGCCAUCUCUAUGAUGUAUCUGAUGCUGUGCUGCGAUGAACCACUGGAAGGCGCUGCCCACCUUCUCGCUGGGUUUGAGUCGCGCUCUCCUCUCCCUCAGCGGGAGCGCGGCUUGUUGCGAGUUUUGAUCGCCGGAAGAUUCGUUCUCUCGUUGGUAUACAGUGUGCUAUUGGCCAAGCUGCACCCCGAGAAUGAUUACCUGACUAACACCCAGGGCAAGGGAUGGAAAUGUCUGGAGCUUCUUUGGAAGCAAGGCGAAGAAGACCUCAUGAAUUAUUGGGAUCAGAUUAGACAGCUCCAUGGAUAAAAAAGUGGAAAACCAUCAGUCUCAGUCUCAAGAUACCUCAGUAGUCACUAACCUGCGCUGCCACUGCCAAACAAUGACUUUAAAAAAGUCACUCACUGGUAAACUGUCCAAUUUGAAAUAUAUCUGGUUGGCACAUACUCUUAAAAAGGCCAUUUCAAAAUUAAUUUUUAGGUUCACAUCACUUAGACUGGAACCAAAUCCUUCAGGAGAGGAAUUUAUAUUUAUAUUCAAAUACGGGAGGCGUCAUCGUUGUUAAUCGGGAGCCGUGACAGCAGUGGCGUGCUAUGGGCAUGCGUCUCACACCGGUUGCUGGUUUAAAGUUGUGCAAUGAGUUGGUGAGAAAUGUGUCUAGAAAAAAAGUCAUGGUGGUCAGUGAUGAGAACAGCAAAUUGAUUUUAAAUGGCCGAAGAUGAAGUGGCUUGCCAUAUAAUUUUAGCUGUCCUCCAACACAAAACAAUGGAACAGCGCUUCAAUGGGCACAUCAGCUUGAGGAACGUGUCUAUAUUUUUACAGUUACAAUCUAAACGACUGAAACGUCAGUGUUUUGCAGUUCGUAUUCUAAAUUUAUUGACGGUGUACCAUGUGUGAGGGGAGUUCUGGGAACGACCUUCAGAUGUGUGUUCUGGAAAUAAGGUGGGGUCGGUCUCAAGAAUUGAUAGGGUCACCGUAUUGUAACUUUUGGCGCCAUCUACCAAUUUGAGACAAGAUGCUACUGUCACUCUUUGAGCAUUGUGACUUUACUGUGAGCCCAAUUUUUUCUCUUUUACCAACUGGUAAAACUUCUUUUUUUAUAGACACGCACAUCAGUAUGUGAACAAAAUCCCCCCCCCAAAAUUAUGUACCCCAAAAAAGUACUUAUUUUGUAAAAAUUAAGUUUCAAGGAGAAAGGUAGGCCUACUCAAAGAGCACUUGGCUGAUUCCUUUUUGAGUGUACCUUUUUGUCAUAAAAAAUUAAUUUUUCUUAAAAGGUGAUGUGUGAAGUUCAUAUAAUCAUUCAUAUAAGUUUCUGCUUGGUCCAUUUUUUUUCUGCUAGCUUUGUUUCCUCACCAAUUCAAUAGUUGGUAGAGAACUUGGUACUUAAAAAGUAUUCAACUAUAACACAAGGCGUAUGCUAUGAGAUCUCAGGUAGACUCGAUGUUUUAGUGCAAAUUUUAAACUACACAUGUAUGCUAUGUGCCUGUGUGUGAACCUAACAUAUAUGUGUGUAGCCAGUUGUUAGAAACCUGAGAAUGUACGGGUACUGUCAAUGUCAUAAAUUUUAGACUUGUA
This is a messenger RNA of Acanthaster planci (crown-of-thorns starfish), 2655 nucleotides long. RefSeq names its product hydroxylysine kinase-like. NCBI's taxonomy places the organism in Eukaryota, Metazoa, Echinodermata, Asteroidea, Valvatida, Acanthasteridae. The record is from RefSeq and is a predicted model, not a curated record. Gene Ontology annotation, molecular function: amino acid kinase activity.